CCUUGUCCCAAUAGCCGAGUGCAUCAUGGACCCAAAGACAACGCUGAACAUUGAGGAGCGCGCCGCGGCGGAGAGCAUGAUGUUGGCGCAUGAAGAGCACUCGCGAAUGUUGGCCUUUCGUAGCGUAGGAUUUGUUCUGUGUGUCCUGGUGGGCCUCCUUGUCCUCAUCACGUGGCAGCGCCGGCGCAUCAGCAAAGCCGCGUCCCACAAGCACGCAGUCGCGAUGCGGCUGGCGCAUUUCAAGCGCGUUUCGUACGUCCUCAACAAGCACCGCGAGAUAGAAAUGGCCAACGUUGAGAUGGCACAUCUCAUGCACGACGACGAUGAAGAGCUCAAGGACGACGAAGAGCGUGGCAUGAUGUGAUGUGUAUCAAGGUUGAGACGUAUUUGUACAUUGUGUCUUCGACUAUACGCCGACGGGAUGCGCGUGGACUUGAAAUCCCGUUUGUUCUACAUGAACAAGGUGAAACACGCGCUUCGUCGUGGGGAUCGACGAUGGGGCCGACGCGAAUGUAUUGGUCACGGCGACAGUGCAGACAAGUGAACUGUCC
This is a messenger RNA of Aphanomyces invadans, 551 nucleotides long. RefSeq lists its product as hypothetical. Lineage: Eukaryota; Oomycota; Saprolegniomycetes; Saprolegniales; Verrucalvaceae. The transcript has a single exon. The record is from RefSeq and is a predicted model, not a curated record. Bases 26 to 364 code for a protein of 112 amino acids.